Kwoniella shivajii is the source of this 1527-nucleotide messenger RNA. RefSeq lists its product as uncharacterized. Gene Ontology annotation, biological process: maturation of SSU-rRNA; protein phosphorylation. NCBI's taxonomy places the organism in Eukaryota, Fungi, Basidiomycota, Tremellomycetes, Tremellales, Cryptococcaceae. The transcript has 6 exons. The record is from RefSeq and is a predicted model, not a curated record. Gene Ontology annotation, cellular component: cytosol; preribosome, small subunit precursor. Bases 1 to 1527 code for a protein of 508 amino acids. Gene Ontology annotation, molecular function: protein serine/threonine kinase activity; ATP binding.
AUGGCGAGAAGAGCAACCGAAGGUUAUAUAGAUCAAGGAAUAGAUGGAGCCGUCACUUUGGGAGGAGCUUCUGUUGUCGAUUCUACUCCACACCAAUUUGAUGAUGCUCAAUCAAGCGGUUCAAGUGUUGAAGAAGAAUCUGAGGGUGAACCAUUUGACGACGAUAUCAAAGGGUCAUCGGAUGAUCUGAUAGCAGAGCAGCUAUUGAGCUCGACUCUGGAAGAUGAUUAUGAGGACCACGAAGCUGACUGGGAUGUCGAUGAUGAGGAUUGGGAACUAGCAAAUGGAGCUCGUAAUGCUCCCGAUCAGCCUUCAACAUCCAAAACGUCACAGGUCAAAUCCCCUGCCAGCACUGGUGUUGCUAUGAAUCCAAAAGUUGCACAUGAAAGACAGGAGAAAGAUAAGAGUGAUCGAGCAACACAGGAUCAGGUUUUGGAUUCAAGAACGCGAUUGGUCCUUGCCGGUUUGGUGAACAGAAAUGUGAUAGGCAAGAUCGAGCGAUGUGCAAACGUCUAUUUCGCGUCUCCAGGAGUCGCUGUCAAGAUUUACAGAACAUCGAUUCUAAAUUUUCGUUCUCGUUCAAAUUAUAUUGUAGGCGAGCAGCGUUUUAGAAGCGAGUAUACAUCGUCAAAGAACCCUAGGAAGAUGAUCAGGGUAUGGGCAGAAAAGGAGUUGCGAAAUUUACGUCGUUUGGUUCAAGGUGGUAUACGUGCGCCCACCGUUCACGAUGCAUCUCCACGUCUCAAGGAUGUCAACAUUGAAGCCGAACGACUAGAUCCAUUAUACGCGGAAUUGCUCAUUGCAGUGAGACGAAUGUAUCAACAUUGCCAUCUAGUGCACGCAGAUCUGAGUGAAUAUAACAUAUUGCUACAUCAAGAUCAUCUAUGGAUUAUUGAUGUAUCUCAGUCUGUAGAACAUGACCACCCCAAAGCUUUUGAUUUCCUCCGAGCUGAUCUGCAAAACGUGGAAGAUUUCUUCGGUCGGCUUGGCGUCAAAUGUUUGGGACUUCGAAAAGCGUGGGAGUUCGCGGUGACCGAAAAUAUCGGAAUCACUCGUGAAGAAGAGUUAGGUGCAGACGGAGAUGGUAAACUUGCAGGAAUCAUUACCGAAUGGGUUAAACAACCGUCAAGUAAAACGGAUGAUGCCGUGUUCUUGUCAUCAUACAUACCGAGAACGUUAGCAGAAGUUUACGAUCCGGAACGGGAUGUGGAUCUACUCAAACGCGGUGGGGGAGAUGAACUGAUCUAUGCUGGGGUCACGGGUCUCAAAUUAGCCGAUAAGCAAGAACCGGACGAUGCUAAAAAAGAUGUGAAGGAGGUGAGAUUCGAGGAAGAAACCCCCGAGGCUGGUUCAGAAUCAGAGGAGGAUUCAGAUGAUGAACCUUACAGACCUCGAGGAUUUCGACACGAAGAUAAGGAUGCUAAAAAAGAACGUAAGAAAGCCGUCAAAGAGGAGAAUCGAGAGAAGCGGAAGAAGAAAAUGCCGAAGGCGGAAAAGCAAAGAUUAAUGAAGAAGUCCCAAAAAUAG